CAGUCAGUGUUGCAAGAGUCUUGAGUCUGUAUCCACUGUGAUGAAAACAUUGGACGUCUGUGUGAGGAGAUCAGCUCGCAACACACGGAGCAUCCUUAGCCACCAAUCCUAGUUGCUGCCUCCCCCUAGUCUCACCCAAUGAAGUGCCAACCAUCAGAUCACUUGAAAAGUUAGACUGCAAAUAUAAGACAAUGAAGCCAAAUUUUCGAUGGAAGAAAACAAACUCUAGUGGAAAAAGAGCACCGUUUUCAAAUGCAGAGGCAGUUUUCCACAAUGAAAGAAUUCUUCCAUAUGAUAGAAAAGAGAUCAUCAAAGAAGAUGGAGUUAGUGGUGGUGAUUUUCCCUAUCAUUUACAUAUGCAAGUGAUCAAAAACCCUGAAGUGGAGGGAAGAAAGCCUAAGUGUUUUUGUAGUUCAGAAGUGAUAAAAACCAGAACUAGACAAGCAAGCAGUGGGUAUAAUCUGAAAAAUAUAUUCUACUGGAGGCCAGAUUGGAGAGGGAGUUUCGUAUUUGUGUUGAUUGUGGUGUGUUUAUUGAGCAGAACAACACAAGGAGCACUGAACAGUGACAGUGAUGCCACAUACGAUGAUGAUAAUGUAAUGUUUAGUGCUAGAAGACUGAGUAGCUUGACAACACCAGAUCCUGUAAAUAUUUUACAUGAAGAGCACAGUGAUCUCAUUGGUGAUGGAUCAAAAUCUACAAAGACACCGUGUGGAAAAGAGAAAGGAGUGCAUGUGAAGAUCCAGUAUUCUUCCAGUAUUGUGGAAAAUGAAUACAUAGUGGCCUUCAAGGGAUACUACAGACAAGAGGCUCGUGAACGUUUCAUAAAGGCAGCCUUAAAUGAGUCCAAUGUGGUGCGGUGGGAGGUGGUGCCCCGCAACAAUCCUGCCAGUGACUACCCAAGUGACUUUGACGUGGUUCAGAUUCAAGAACAUCACAAGAACGUGGGUCUAGAUGCACUGAAGGACCAUCCUGCAGUGAAAAGAGUAACUGCUCAGCGCAUGGUGAUUCGCCAUCUACACUUCGUCAAUGACACUGAAGAUGCAGAUUUGGACCAGUGGAAAGAGAAUGUAUUUGCUAAUGUUUCUGAUACUGAAGGUUAUCCUGGUAUGGUCUUCAAUGUAACUGAUUCUGACAGAACUACUUUAGGUGAUGAGUCUUCCUUAAACUCUGAGGAAGAGUUAACUGACACACAGGAAAUACACGAUGAUGACAUGGAGUAUGACCAAAUGUAUGUUGAGACUGGUGCAGACAAAACAGACACCAAAGGCAUAGGUGAUGGUGAGCCUUGCAGUGGAGAUAAAUGCAAGGAAGGGGAGACAGAGGAUGGCACCUGGCCAGCCUCUAGACCACUGCGGCGAUCUUCACUAACAUUAGGCACAGCAUUUUGGCAGACCACAGGCAGACACUCCAGCCGCCGUCUUCUACGUGCUAUCCCCAGGCAGAUAACAACCACCCUGCAGGCAGAUGUACUGUGGAGCAUGGGCAUUACAGGUACUGGAGUUAAAGUGGCUGUGUUUGACACAGGCCUCUCGAAAUCCCAUCCCCAUUUCAAACGCAUCAAGGAACGAACAAACUGGACAAAUGAAAAAACUCUUGAUGAUGGCCUAGGGCAUGGCACCUUUGUAGCAGGAGUAAUAGCAUCCAGUGGAAAGACUUGCUUAGGGUUUGCUCCUGAUGCUGAGCUGCAUAUUUAUAGAGUAUUCACAAAUAACCAGGUGUCCUACACAUCCUGGUUCCUUGAUGCUUUCAACUAUGCAAUUCUAAAGAAGGUGGAUGUGUUGAACCUAAGUAUUGGAGGACCCGAUUUCAUGGAUCAUCCCUUUGUUGACAAAGUAUGGGAACUGACAGCAAACAGAGUCAUCAUGGUGUCUGCCAUUGGCAAUGAUGGGCCACUCUAUGGAACUUUGAACAAUCCAGCAGACCAGAUGGAUGUUAUUGGUGUGGGCGGCAUAAAUUUUGAAGAUCAAAUUGCCCGCUUUUCCUCCCGAGGGAUGACUACAUGGGAAUUGCCUCAGGGAUAUGGCCGUGUCAAACCUGACAUUGUGACAUAUGGGUCCCUGGUGCAGGGAUCAAGCAUGGAGGGCAAGUGUCGACAACUCUCAGGCACUUCAGUUGCCUCUCCAGUUGUUGCUGGAGCCGUUACUCUUUUGGCCAGUGGUGUUCUUCACCGAGGAGGCAUCAUCAACCCAGCCAGCAUGAAGCAGGCUUUGAUGGCUUCAGCUCGAAGACUUCCAGGAGUAAAUAUGUUUGAACAAGGUCAUGGCAAGCUGGACUUGGUGAAGGCUUACCAGGUUCUUUCAAAAUAUAAACCUCAAGCUUCCCUGAGUCCAAGUUACAUUGAUCUCACUGAGUGCCAGUACAUGUGGCCAUAUUGUACUCAGCCUCUUUACUAUGGUGCCAUGCCUGUCGUUGUUAAUGUCACAAUCCUCAAUGGUAUGGGUGUGUCUGGACGCAUCGUUGAAAAGCCUGUCUGGCACCCAUACACUCCUCAAUUUGGACAGCAUCUUGAAAUGGCAUUCACUUAUUCAGAGGUCCUAUGGCCAUGGUCAGGCCAUCUUGCUGUAUGGAUCACAGUGGCUGAGAGUGGUAAGGACUGGGAGGGUUAUGCACGAGGACAUAUCUCCAUUACUGUGGAAUCUCCUCCUGAAGAAGGUGAAACCCAACCAAGAAUUUCCCAUGUGAAGCUUCCUGUCAAGGCUAAAAUGAUUCCUACUCCACCGAGACACAAACGUGUGCUGUGGGAUCAGUUCCACAACUUGCGUUACCCUCCAGGCUACUUCCCCAGAGACAACUUGCGCAUGAACAAUGAUCCGCUGGACUGGAAUGCAGACCACAUACAUACAAACUUCAAGGACAUGUACCAACAUUUACGAAAUAGUGGAUACUACAUUGAAGUUCUGGGAUCCCCUUUCACUUGUUUUGAUGCAAGCAAGUAUGGAACUCUGAUGAUUGUUGACCCUGAAGAGGAAUAUUUUCCUGAAGAGGUGACAAAGUUACGGCAAGAUGUUGAAAAAGGCUUGUCCAUCAUUGUGUUUGCUGACUGGUAUAAUGUCAACGUUAUGAAGAAAGUGAAGUUCUAUGAUGAAAAUACAAAGCAACUUUGGAUGCCAGUCACAGGGGGUAGUAACAUCCCAGCCCUUAACUACCUGCUUGGUUUCUGGGGUGUGGCCCUCAGUGAUGGGGUAUAUGAAGGAGACUUCACUCUGGGAGACAGGGACAUGUACUAUGCCACUGGAACUUCAUUGGCACAGUUCCCUCGGGAUGGUAUAGUGGUGCGUAAAACCCUGAAUGAUCAUGCCAAAGAGAUGUUGGAGGCUGAGAAUGAAAGUGUUCAAGAUGUUCCCAUCUUGGGGCUGCUGCAAACAGAAAGUAACAGUGUUGCUGACAACACCGACAAGAGUCAGAAUCUGGGACGCUUGGUGGUGUACGGAGACUCUAACUGCCUGGACAACAGUCACCUCCAGAAGGACUGCUUCUGGAUGCUGGAUGCCCUGCUGGAGUACACUACCACGGGCCACCUGGCCGGUGUCUUCAGUUCCAGUGCCGGAGCUCCAAUUCCACCAACUACAGACUUGCCCACCAAAAUGGAAAACAGUAAUUUACACAAACACUCAAAGGUUGUAGAGCACACCCUGGGGAUGGAGCAGAUGCGGCCACUGCCAGAAUGUCCUGUCUUGAUGCCUGUCACACCACAGCCUCUAAAUGUUUCUAACAAAAACCUGAAUAUCCAUGUGGGCCUAAAGUUGCUCUCCCAGCCUGAAAUUGUUGCAGCAGUCAAGGUAGCUCCUGUUGAUGUUCAGCCUCUGCCUCUGGAUGGCCAUGGAGGCAACCAAGGAGAUAUAGUUGCUGGGUCUUCAAAUACAGGUAGCAGUCUGAGCACCCUUGCCUAUCCCACUGAAAGGACCCCAGCAUUUGCCAUCCUGUCCAUAGUGAUGGUGGUGCUCAUGGUGUGUUAUUGGUACCGCUCCAGACACAGACCCAAGAGGCGGCGCAGCAAACUCCGGAAGGUUUUCAUGGCUGCCAUCAAUGGUCGCCUUCCCUCUGUGUGAAUGGCCGUAACACAGCUCAGGUUUGGAUUAUAAGAUAAUCUUGUGAAAAUGAAUGUACAAAGUAUACAUGUUGAAUGUAUUAAAGUUAAAUCAUUCAGCAAAUGAAAAAAAUAAAUGUCCUGAUGUGUUGGUAAUAAUACAUAUCCAAGGAGUUUAAAUCAAUUAUCGUCAUGAUAUUCCUUUUAGCCGUGCAAUAUAUUGCAAAGCACUUAUGAGAGACAAAAAUAUAGUUGGGCAUGAAAACAAAUUUUUUUUGCAUACUUUGUGCAAAAUAAUGAUGAUAAUUGGUAUAAUUUUAUUUAUUUAUUCUCAUAUUUAUUAUUAUUAUUAUUAUUAUUAUUAUUAUUAUUAUCAUUAUUAUUAUUAUUAUUGAUAUUACUAUUAUCAUUACGAUUAAAAUGUAGAGGCCAGGCCAGGUUGCGUUGGAUUUGUGUGCUCGACUCACAUUAGAGUAACAUCUGGAAUAAAAGAUAAGGGUAAGGGUGGUCAGACACAAUUUGGGCUCUUCACCGUUCAUUCUGUAGUCCUCGUACAUUUAGCAAGUGAUGAGUACAAGAAUCAUGAAUUUAUUAUGAUCAUAACAUUAUCUGGGACUAAAUGGGUUUGAUAUUUACCACCUAAAGGAUAACAAGAAGGGCUUUAUGUAUGUCAUGGCUUGUAAAGGCCAUAGACAGUCCUUAUAAACAUGGUAUAGGGUUGAUAAAAAAAUUUCCUAUUUCUUAACCUGUUAAUUAGAAAAAAUAAAUAAACUCAAUUGCAUCUAGAUAUGAAAAUUACCAUUACAUUGUCAUCCAAAAAUGUACAAUUUAAAAGGCAUUAUAUUUAUAAAUAAAUAUGAAUGGGAGAGAUAAAGUGAAUAAUAGUUUACUGCCAGCAUCCUUUGGUUUUAUACACAAAUGCUAUUGCAACUAAGAGAAAGUUUACAGAAUUAUUACAAGAUGUGGCUUGUUUCCAGUGGAGAUAAGUUUCAUAAUGCUGUGACCUCUUCAUUGAUUAAAAUGUACAUAAUUUACAGAAUAGUUUACUAAUAACAUUCUGUGUAGAAUUUUACUGUCUUUCACAAUGAUAGCAAAUCUUAGAAAUGUUUUUUGCACACAAGUGGAAGUGGGAGAUUUAGAGAAGUGGAACAGAGCACUCAUAAUUUUUAUAGCAGAUAUUUUGUCACUAAAUAGGUUAGAUGUCUCAUUGUAUUUGUCUGUAUAAAUAGUCUGUCAAGUUAUUUAUGUAUUACAUAAGCUUUAGUUGAAACAUAUCGCAUUACAUGUUAUUCUGAACAUGUAAACAGCUGUGGAGUGUGAUAAAGAGUUUUAACUUUACUUCAUUUUAAGGUGACAAUGUCAAUCAGUCAGUGAUGUAGUUGUGAAUUGACUAAUUGUAAAUGUGAAAAAGCUAUUGAAGUGUUCAACUGCAAGUUAACAAAUGUAGGAUUUUAUACUGUAGCUAAUGAAAAGAUUGAAUGCAAUAUUAGUGCCAGUGGAAAAGGAAAUUUUGAACAGAAUUGGAAUUGUUCAUCUCAUAUUAGCUCUGUUUAGCUCUGUUGCUGCAAAAAUUGGUCAUGAAAUACAGUCAAAUUGAUAUCAUGGUAAAUAAUUUAGUAAAUUGAAAUAUCACAGGACUGACAAGUGUCCAUUUUAAAUUUGCUCCGAGACUUAAUGAAGGUUUGAAACCAACACAGUAUUUGGUCGCCAAAUGGGAUAGGUAUACCCCAUUACUAGGCUGUACUUGUACCCAUUUGACAGUAGCUCUGACUGGGGAGAAUCUAAAGAAUACCAGAAAGGCUUAUGGGUGGAGCAAAUUAAUAAGUAAUCCUGCUGAGAGAUACAUAGAAUAGGAAGUAUCUGUAUGGAGGCUUGUUCGUGAAGACCUCAACAAAUAGGUAUGAUUACUAAGAGGAAUACUACUAUGUCCACCAACAAGUUUUUUUUUUUUCUUCUUUUUUCUUUUCAUCAGUUGUUAUUGUUGUUAUUUAGUGAUUGAUUUAUCUGUUUAUUUUUUUUUGCUUUUGUAGUUUGAUUUGUUUCACUUGGUGUUGCUGUUCAUCACUUAUGUGGCAAAACACAGCCUAAUUUUGGGUUUGUCUGUCAAGUAAGCAUGCACAAAAAGGCAGACACAGACUUGGCCAACAGACUUAACCAGAGUGAAUAAGGAUGUGCAGAGGUACAUUUUUCCACAUGGCACACUAGAUCAGCAGAAUGCAUUGCCAGAGGAUGUGAUGAGUGCAAACAAUACAUAUAUGUAGUUUUAAAGAAAACAGGAUAAUUUGGUUUUAGAAAUGGAAUAUUACAAGCCUUGCUCAAUCCUGUAGAAUUACUAAUACAAAUAUGUAUAAGAAUACAAAAGGCAGGACGUAACCAAUAUUAUAUGGUCAUAACUUAUUAAAUGUUAUCUAUACCCAUUCUUCAAUGGGCAUGUUGGUGUAUCAACAUGAAAGAAGCCCAACAAAAUAUUAAUCUAGCUUUGAAACUGAACUAUAAACUUUUCAGUUCUACUCCAGAUGUUGUAACCACUCUGCUAUCAGGUUGUUAUGCUGUGCUUUUCAGAAUUUCCUCCAUCAAACAAAAUAACGUAGUCAUGUCAGUACUUAUGAGUGAAGUUUUGUUUUAACCACUGGUUCACUGUAAUAGUGAUUGCAAAGUAUGGCAAUGGUUUAAAGGGAUUAUUGAUGACAUUGAUAUUCAGGUUGUUAUGCAACGUUUAGGAAAUUUUUUUUUCUAUACUAUUUAAAAAUGAAAAGUUAAAGUCCAAUUCUGUUGAUAAGGAGAACAUUUGUGAAUGUAUUGAGUUGAAUUCAUCCUAAUUUAUAAUGUAUAAAAGUAAUGUGAUGUGAGAGUGACGAACAAAGACUAGUGUUGUACUAUUAUUAUGGUUGUCUAAUGGAGUGAAGCAUAGAAAUAUUUAAGGAAAAUGAGAUGAGAAAAUCAUAAAACUUUCAGAAACCUUUGUAAAAAUUUGUGUAUAUAGAUUGUAGAGGUGAGGUAAAGUUAACUUUGUGAGUCAGUUGUUGCACACUUCUUUAACUGUAACAACUAUUCAUAUCUUUGUCUAUCCAUAUCUGUCUGUCUGAAAGUCAUCUGUUACGUCUUUCCUAGCUGCCAGAUCUCACUUUUAUUGCAUUGGCAAAUGGGACCAAGACAAUGUGGUUGCCAUUUAAAGUUGUGAUAAAUGCUUCAAAGGUCCAGAAAUACAAAUUAUAUCUAUCUUUACAACCACCAUGUAUACAAGUAUGUUAUUUACUUGGGGUCAGAAUCUUCUCAGUUAUAUACCUAAUAAUCUUUGAUGUACAUAACACAAUGGUUGCGUAUUUUUGUUUUUCAAUGGGUCCACAUUUACUUGCUACAGACCAGCCCUCCAUCUGACAUGAUGGCACAGUGAUGCAUGAGGGAUAUAUGUACAAUAGAAUAUAUAUCAAUAAGAUAAGUACUUCAAACAUGUUUAAUCAACAGUUAAAUACAAACCUAUUUCUCACCAAUGUCAUUUUAAAUGUGGCUGAACAUUUCUUCCCCACACCUUGAUCAUGAACAGUUAUAUAUCUAUUACUUCCCAUCAAACUUACUGUACUGUGUUGGAACACAAAUCAGCUGACAUAAUGCACUUUAGUUUUGAUUUUGAGGCAUACUGCAUGGAUUAAAACAGUGAUAUUCAGGCUGUCCAGUAAAAUAUCAGAUGGCAGCACUAGCAAAGAAAAAAUCAACAGAUUAUCUGAUGAUAUUGAUUAUGCUUUAUAAAAUAUGAUAUUACUUUAAAUUAAUAGAAAAAAAAAAACUGCCCAAAAAUGGUAACUUAGCCAAUGACCACAGUAUAUUAUUUUUACAAAAUCAAGUACAAAUUUCAUUAGAAAGCAUUGAAGAGUGUUGCUUAAGUAUGAAUAUCUUAUCAAGCUCAUGUGGAGAGGAACAAAAUUGUGUCAGCAGUUGCAAGUCAGGUAUGAUACUAAAAAUAGAAUAAGUUUGUGUAAUCUCUUAUAAUUGUAACCAUAUAAUAAAAAAAUACAAAAAGGGUGUCAAUAAAGGAAGCACUAUAAAAGUAUAACUGGUGAAGCUGAAAGAUUGUAUUGCUAGUAACUGUCUGAACAGCUGAAAUUACUCCAUGUUUGAAUUUAUAUAUUUUGCUACAUACAAUUACUCAAAAAAAUAUAAAAAUCCAUACAGAAAUACAAUGUAAAUUAACCAAGGCAGUACAGCUGAGCAGCUUACAUUCAACAAUUUAGAACCUUUCUCCACUGCUGUCCCUGACUACCAUUUUUAUCAUGUAGCUGAAUAAUAUAACUUUUUUUUAUUAUUUCCAAGUCAAAUUAUCAUCUAAUGAAGUUUUUUUUAUUCAUCUAUUUAUUUAUGUAUUUAUUUUUUUAUUGUGUGUGUGUAUGUGUUUGACAUGGCAAUCCUUUGGACCCUUCAGUAACACAGCACCACUGACUCAUGUUCUGAUAGUGGUGCAACUUGCUAUCCUUCCCUUACUUAUUCCUUGACAUUACAUCCCAGUUAUCCCUAAUAUGUACUAAUGUAGUACACACACACACACACACACACACACACACACACACACACACACACACACACACACACACACACACACACACACACACACACACACAUGCAUUUUUUAUGCUAAAUGAAUAAAUAAGAAUUUGAACAAGGGCAACAAAAAGACUUUCUAUGGUAAAACUUAUAUUGGCUUCAAUUGUUGAAGGUUAAAAAUAAUUAUAUAAAAAACAAUGCAUUUCAAAGAAGAUUGGAUAAAUGUAUUUACCAAGGAAUCUUGAUGCUCCUCUCUUGAAAGGGUUUGAACUAAAGUGUAGAAAAUACUUGGAAGUAAUUUAUCCAGAUUUUCUACAUUACAUUUUAAUUUUCACUAGAUUUUGCCUCGUGUACCUUUUUAUUGCAUAUUUUUGUUCAGUAGACUUCUUCUCCUCCAAGCUUUAUGAAAUAGUAAGUUACACUUUCAUAGUUAUUCUAAGUGCCUGGGCAAUGAUUUGAAAAUAGGCUGCAAGUAAUUAUGUGGUAUUUUGACUACACUAUUCCUUCAAUACUUAGGUGGCAAUAAUUUAUGAUCAUCAUGGUCAGUCUCACAAUUGUACAGACACACAUACUAUACAGUAAUAUUGUGUUGUUUAAUUUUUUGACCAAAGAAUUUAGUGUGUGUGUGCAUAAUGUUUUGUAGAAGUAUGUAGUUGUUAUAAUGCCACAUGUAUUAUGUAACUUUUCAUUAUUUAUCACACAUAGUAUUGUACUGGUAAAUUAUUAUUUUUCUUGUGUGUUGUAGUACUUGGUUUUAUGUGAUAGAAUCCAAUUAUCUCCAUUCAUGCACAAUGCUUUCCUUAGAGAGAGAGAGAGAGAGAGAGAGAGAGAGAGAGAGAGAGAGAGAGAGAGAGAGAGAGAGAGAGAGAGAGAGAGAGAGAGAGAGAGAGAGAGAACCUUACACUGUAUUACCUCUUGUCUAAUCUUGCACAACCCCAUGUAAGAAAAUACGAGGAAGUUGUAUUAGUUGUAUUGAUGCAAUAAAAGGCCCAGCAGGACCUCUGAGCUGAGGUUACCGGGUCAGACAGACUCCUAAUUAAUAUAUUUGUUACUUAGAUAUUAAGCAAGAUAAGUGAGUUGAAAUACUCAGCCUAACCGUGUGAUAACUCCCAAGCCACAGGGCAGCGAUGCAGUGAGCAGACUGCAGUGCUUUGUCUGUGUAUGUCUGGUCUGUGCACAGGUGAUUUGAAUAAAAAUAUUUCAUACA
Messenger RNA from Portunus trituberculatus (swimming crab), 9773 nucleotides. It is a transcript of the gene S1P, whose product is annotated as membrane-bound transcription factor site-1 protease-like. Gene Ontology annotation, cellular component: Golgi apparatus. Lineage: Eukaryota; Metazoa; Arthropoda; Malacostraca; Decapoda; Portunidae. Gene Ontology annotation, molecular function: serine-type endopeptidase activity. Gene Ontology annotation, biological process: proteolysis. The coding region runs from base 192 to 4052 and encodes 1286 amino acids. The transcript is spliced from 16 exons. The record is from RefSeq and is a predicted model, not a curated record.